AUGGGAAGGGGUAAGAUAGAGAUCAAGAGGAUCGAGAACUCAAGCAACAGGCAAGUCACCUACUCAAAGAGAAAGAAUGGGAUCCUGAAGAAGGCAAAGGAAAUCACUGUUCUAUGUGAUGCUCAGGUUUCCCUAAUCAUCUUUGCUGCUUCUGGGAAGAUGCAUGACUAUAUCAGCCCUUCCACCACGUUAAUUGACAUCCUGGAGAGAUACCACAAGACCUCUGGUAAGAGACUCUGGGAUGCCAAGCAUGAGAACCUAAACAGUGAAAUAGAAAGAAUUAAGAAAGAGAAUGACGGCAUGCAAAUUGAACUCAGGCACUUGAAAGGGGAGGAUAUCAACUCACUUAACUACAAGGAGCUGAUGGGCUUAGAGGAAGCCUUAGAAAAUGGUCUCCAAAGUGUCCGAGAAAAACAGAUGGAAGUGUACAGGAUGUUCAGGAGAAAUGACAAGAUCUUGGAGGAGGAAAACAGGGAACUUAAUUUUAUCCUGCAACAACGCGUGGCAGUGAUGGAAGGUGCAAGGGAGAUGGACGAUGGAUUUGAUCAGGGGGUAAGAGAUUUCAAUUCUCAGAUGCCUUUUGCCUUUCGCGUCCAGCCUAUUCAGCCAAAUCUUCAAGAGAGAAUGUAA
This is a messenger RNA of Arachis stenosperma, 630 nucleotides long. Its product is annotated as agamous-like MADS-box protein MADS9. Lineage: Eukaryota; Viridiplantae; Streptophyta; Magnoliopsida; Fabales; Fabaceae. The coding region runs from base 1 to 630 and encodes 209 amino acids. Gene Ontology annotation, molecular function: protein dimerization activity; RNA polymerase II cis-regulatory region sequence-specific DNA binding; DNA-binding transcription factor activity, RNA polymerase II-specific. The record is from RefSeq and is a predicted model, not a curated record. Gene Ontology annotation, cellular component: nucleus. The transcript is spliced from 7 exons. Gene Ontology annotation, biological process: positive regulation of transcription by RNA polymerase II.